ACACCCCAUUCUUGACGCUGUAAAAGGAUCCGGUAAAGAACAACAGUCACCAUUAGCUUCUCGAAUUAUUUAUUCUACUCAGCUCACAUUCUGAGGAGCUGGUUUUAAAGAACGACAAGGCUGUAAAAUGCAGAACUUCAAUAUGAGUUGGUUGAGCAAUUGAGGUUUGAGAAAUAUAUUGGAAUGGAUUUUCAUAAGCAUAGCAGUGAAGUACUGCCAGAAAGAAGAGUUGCUGUUGAUAAAUUACAGGGUCAAAGUGACUACAGUUCGCGAAAUACUCGCCGAGGGAGGAGGUUUGGUCGUAUUUCUGGACGAAGGCUAUUGAUUUGGGUGUUUUCUCUUGCAGUGCUGUUUUUCAUUUAUCUGUCUGUUUUCGGCAUCCACAUGCUACAUGUGGAUUCGAAAGGGGGACCCUCGUCUUUGAGUGAAGUAAAAGGUUCUUUCACACAUGUUAUUGUCAGGGAAGAGCAAGAUAAAUCAGCUGGUGAUGAUGUCUCGAAGCAACCAAGGAAACCCCAUAGGGCACGGUAUUUUCCUUGUGAGGUAUCAUUUUUAGAUUCAGUUAAUUAUUUGAUUGAGCCCAAGGACUCUGCGAACAUCACCCAAUUCUCAGUGCAUUAUGUUGAAAGAGAGGAGAGACCUUUACAUGAUGCAUCAUUAAAACCCAGAUUUGGUGGUCAUCAAACCCUUCGAGAGAGAGAGGAGUCUUUCUAUGCUAGAAAUCAGACAAUGCAUUGUGGUUUUAUUAAGGGACCGGUAGGAUUUCAAAGCACUGGAUUUGAUUUGGAUGAGGAGGAUAAAAAGUAUAUGAGUAGCUGUAGUGUAGCUGUUUCAUCAUGCAUAUUUGGAAGCUCCGAUUUCUUGCGAAGGCCAACCAGCAAACUGAUCAGUGAUUAUUCCAAGAGAAAUGUUUGUUUUGUCAUGUUUGUUGAUGAGCAAACUCUAUCCAAACUCUCUGCAGAGGGAAAUGUUCCAGAUGACAGAGGAUAUAUAGGAUUGUGGAAAAUUGUAGUUGUGAGAAACUUGCCAUACAAGGAUAUGCGGAAAACUGGAAAGGUGCCAAAGUUUUUGUCACAUCGCCUUUUCCCUUCAUCUAGAUAUUCCAUAUGGCUUGACAGCAAGUUGCGACUUGUGGCUGAUCCUAUGUUGAUCAUUGAAUACUUUUUGUGGCGAACUGGUUCGGAAUAUGCAAUAUCCAAUCACUAUACUCGACACUGUGUAUGGGAGGAGGUACUCCAAAAUAAGCGUCUAAAUAAGUACAAUCCCACUGCAAUUGAUGAACAGUUCAAUUACUAUCGGUCCGAUGGUCUAGUCAAGUUUGACCAAUCAGAUCCCAACAUCCCUCUUCCAAGCUAUGUACCAGAAGGUUCUUUUAUUGUAAGAGCCCAUACACCAAUGUCAAAUUUAUUCUCUUGCCUUUGGUUCAAUGAAGUUGACCGCUUUACAUCACGAGACCAAUUAAGCUUUGGUUAUACUUAUUUGAAACUUAAGAGAAUGAAUCCAGAUAGACCUUUCCGCUUAUACAUGUUUAAGGACUGUGAGCGCAGGUCACUGGUAAAGUUGUUUCACCAUAGAGAACUCUAACCUCCCCCUGUUCAUUGAAAGGUCUGUACAUAUGGUGCUCUUCUGCCGUGAGGUUUUUAAAUCAACAAAAUACUGCAGUGGAAAUGUCUUUGGUCAGAAAUUCGGCCUAAUUUCAUAUCCCCUUGGCCAUUCAUCAUCACCCAUCUUCUGAGGGGCUGUUUGACUAAAUGUGUUCUGCAGGUUGUCUGCUCAGUUACACGGCGUUUGGCAUGCAGAAUAGCCUGGAUUUGAAUGUUUUGAAUCAUUUUGAUCUCUCAUCUAAGCACAUAUACAACCUCAAGUUUUGGUACUUCUUGUAGGCUUAGCACAAUCUCCAGAUUUCUCAAUUGAGUUUUGGUAAAUAUGAUUCAGCUUUGAUGGUUUGGUCUCUUACUGGAAAAGUUUCAGUAAUUGACUCUUUCCUUGUACAUGGAUAUUACUCUACAUUUACUAGAGCAGUAGCAACAUUAAAGAUCAUUACUCCAGGUGCUGGCAAUCUUGGAAUACUAUUACUGGAAAUAGUUCAAUGAGGCAACCGAUGAAGCAGCUACAAGUUUGUUA
This is a messenger RNA of Coffea eugenioides, 2124 nucleotides long. RefSeq lists its product as uncharacterized. The record is from RefSeq and is a predicted model, not a curated record. Bases 184 to 1584 code for a protein of 466 amino acids. Lineage: Eukaryota; Viridiplantae; Streptophyta; Magnoliopsida; Gentianales; Rubiaceae. The transcript is spliced from 11 exons.